Messenger RNA from Cyprinodon tularosa, 2773 nucleotides. It is a transcript of the gene aggf1, whose product is annotated as angiogenic factor with G patch and FHA domains 1. The record is from RefSeq and is a predicted model, not a curated record. Bases 154 to 2382 code for a protein of 742 amino acids. Gene Ontology annotation, biological process: vasculogenesis. Gene Ontology annotation, molecular function: protein binding; nucleic acid binding. The transcript is spliced from 16 exons. NCBI's taxonomy places the organism in Eukaryota, Metazoa, Chordata, Actinopteri, Cyprinodontiformes, Cyprinodontidae.
UUUUGAUUGGCGCCAGACGUCGAAGAAGAGUCACUUCCGCCGAGAGUUAAUGGCGGUUGCGAGGGUGGACUGUAAAUAUAUCAGCUGCCACAACUGUCGCUGCCUUGAGGAAAAAUUCGCCUUCCGGUGGAAGAAAAAACAUACGCGUUCCUAAUGGAGGAGGAAGAAGGAAGAGAGGAAGACUCGGAGUGUGGGGUGGCUGAGCUCCGUCUGAGGGUUGAGUCGCUGAAGCAGGAGCUGAAAGAGUGCCGUGCCGAGCUGACCAAGUUAGAGAAGCAGCUGAGCAACUCCGAGAGACUGCAGAAGAGCACCGAGAGCUACAACGAGGACCUGAGGAAGCAGGUUGACCAGCUCAGCGCAGAGAUUCAUGAGCGAAAGAAGAAAGAAAAAAGCAGGGUAAACCGGGAAACUCAGACGGAAGAAUACGUAUGGACAGAAACAGAUUACUACAAUUACUAUUAUGGAGGUUACAGUCAGAACGCGGAGGGGGCUGAAUCCCAACAAAGUCUGGAGACGGCGCCAGCAGCGGUGGCUGCGGAGGUCAGCGACUACACCACAGCAGCAGAAGCACUACCGACAAAUGAAGCAGCAGAUGUGACCGCUCCUGCAGAAAGCAGCGAAGUAGCUGCAACGGAGGGAGGUGAUGUGGGCUCCAUAGCCGACAUGCUCAGGGCCACGGCUGAAGAAGCCAUGACACAGACUGGCUUUGUCUUUGAUGAGACGACUGGGAUGUAUUAUGAUCACAGCACAGGCUUCUACUAUGACUCGGUCAGCCAGCUGUACUAUGAUGCCAACACUGGCAUAUACUACUACUACGAUGCAGAAAGUGGACGGUAUCAGUUUCAUUCCAAGAUUGAAGUUCCUGCUGUCCAGAGUGCUGUUGAAUCUCUGCCAGAGAAUGUUCCUGACAAGAAAUGGAGAAAGUUCCCAAAAGGAGUAAAGAAGUCAUCUUAUCAGGAUGGGGGGGAACACAAAGGGGAUGAGGCAAAGUUGGAAACAGAAGAAACUGAACGGGCCGAGUCCCGAAAACUGCAUCAAAGGUCUCGUAGCCCAGAAUUGUCAAAGAGUAAAAGAGACUCUUCAAGACGGGGGAAAGAAAGGGACAAAUCGCCGUCGAGGAGAAAGAGGCUGAAAAAUGGCUCCCACCACGAGGAUAGGAGCAGUUCGAGGAAGAAGAGGAAAAAAUCCAAGUCGGAAAAGAAGAAGAGGAAAAAGAAGAAGAAGAAGAGCCUGGCUCGGAGCGAUGAGUCUGAGGCCAACAGUGAGCCAGAGGAGGGUGAGAUCACAGAGUCUGAGAGAGAGGACUGUGAGUCCACCUCAUCACCUUCAUCGUGUUCCAGCCCCAAACAUUCCAGGGAGAGUCCAGAGUCAGAAAUGGAAGUGCAGAGCCAAGAAGUGAAUAGCUUUUGGCCUCCGUGUGUAAGAGUGACCGUGGUCAGGUCUCCGGUGCUGCAGGUGGGAACCCUGUUCAUCAUCACAGCCGACUCUUCAGCCACAUUCGGCAGAGAAAAAGAGAUGAACCAUGCAGUUCGAAUACCAGAGAUGGGAGUCAGCAAGUUCCACGCAGAGGUGUAUUUCGACCAGGAACAGCAGAGCUAUAUGCUGGUGGACCAGGGAAGCCAGAACGGGACGGUAAUCAAUGGAAACCGUAUCUUACAGCCCAAAACCAAGUCGGAGCCUCAGGCUCUCAUGCACGGAGAUGAAGUUAAGAUGGGGGAGACGGUGCUGUCCUUCCACAUCCACUCAGGCACUGAUACCUGUGAUGGUUGUGAACCCGGACAAGUGAUGGCUCACAUCAGCAAGCACAGGAGAGAGGAGACCACGGACGGUCCAGGCCUCAGCAAAGAGGAUAAAGAAUCCCUGAGACAGAAAGAGCUGAAGCAAAUGAAGGCCAAAUAUGGCCUGCAUAGCAAUGAGUAUGAGGAGACCAAAUCCCUGAAGAACCCUAAAUAUAAGGACAGAGCAGAGUCCCGGCGGCAGACUGUCGGCAGCGAAGGUGUUUUCCAGAGAGAUGAUGCCCCAGCUUCUGUGCACGAGGAGAUCAGUGAAGUCAACAAGGGGAGGAAGAUGCUGGAAAAAAUGGGCUGGAAAAAAGGAGAAGGACUGGGAAAGGAGGGAAGGGGGAUGAAGGAUCCGAUCGAGCUGAAAAUCAGAAAGUCCCAGUCAGGUCUGGGAGCGGGUGGCGUCAUGUCCGUGGACGACGUCUCGGCACCCCGAUCCAAGUCCCACAAGAACUGGGAGAAAGCUCGCGAGCGGUUCGCCGAUUCUUGUCUUCCCAACCUGCUCACGACCAAAACCCAGCAGAGUAAAGCCUGGAUCCGGUCAGAGGAGGCGGAGAACUUGGAAACCAGUUUGGAAACAGGCAGCCAGAAUCAGGAAUAACUUCUGCCUGAACUCAUUGUUGGUUUAAUGUGGAGGAGAGGAGGGAGUGUCCUCAACGUCCCAAUAAAAUAUGACUACAUUAAAGCUUGAGUAACUCCUGGUUUUGUCUAACAAUACCACUGGAACUGGUUUAAAUGUUUGCUUUUCCUCCUGUUGGUGUGAAAUAGUGCUGUGCUUCAUCCUGGUUUCUAGAAAACAACCACAAAAAAGAAGCUUAUGCAUUUUUGUUUUCUUUCUGUAUGGAAACUGUUCAAGCUAAAAACAGGAGCUGAAGCUGAUCUGCAGGCCACAAGCCGCCUCAAGCAAACAUUGACACAGUCAAGCUAAAUUUCUCACAGUGAGAUCGUACUGUAAUAAAGCAACUAUGGUUCUAUCCUAAAAAAAAAAAAAA